Nezara viridula (southern green stink bug) is the source of this 711-nucleotide messenger RNA. NCBI's taxonomy places the organism in Eukaryota, Metazoa, Arthropoda, Insecta, Hemiptera, Pentatomidae. The record is from the annotation of a GenBank genome assembly.
AUGGACUCGUACAAAGCUGAACCAAUUGGCUUGUUAAACAAGGCAGAUGACAAGAGGGUGGUACCCCGAGGAUUAGCUAGAGAGGAGGAGCCUGAGAAAUGGCUGCCGAGAUGGGACAUGAUGAAGAUGCAUGUAUUGCAUUUGUUAUGCACUCAUCCUUUAAAAGCAUAUUUAUCCGGCCCUUGUCUUGCACAUACAUCACCUAGAGCGGCCCUCUGUCUUUUCCGUCUCCUCCUCUUCCUCCUCUAUAGCUAUCCUUGUAAUGAUCCGGAGAGCACUUCUUCAUCGAGGGGAAGUCACUUAGGGAGCGAUACAACAAUUCCUAAUCUAACGUGGCCGGUCUUGGUGUCUCCCUAUCCAAGGAGGUACCUAUUAAUAAAACAAAGAGGAGCAGACAGACGCUUCCUACGGAGGAAGUGGCAAGGAGGAUGCACGACUGCCAAUUGGGAUUUGUUAAUGGCUGGCUCAUAUCCAACGCCUUCCGACCAGGCAGUUUAUGGAUUGGUAUCCAAGAGAACACGUGAGGAAGAGAGGACGCCCGCCGACAGACUGGGACAAGGAGAUGAAGAAGACCUGCGGGGGAGCAGCCUGGAAGAGAGUAGCAUUAGAGAGGAAAGAGUGGAAGCGGAUGGGACAGGUUCAUUACCUAGUGUGGUUGCAAGAGUGCCAGGAAAAAAAGAAGAAAGAAAUUUAACUCAAAACCUCAACUAA